UGCGCGCGGACUCCGGGCACCGACGGCGGCGUGAAGACGAGCCAGCUUCCCGCUAGGACCGCGGCGGACCCGCCGUCGCCAUGUGCGCCUCACCCAGCCCUCGGGGGUCCCAGGCACCGCCACCCCUGCCUCUUUUCCUCCUGUGCCUCCUCGCUGCGACGCGCCGGAGCGUGGCAGACAGCACCUCCCCAGGUUCACCUUUUACAAGUCUGCCUGCCAGAGAAGAAAUGAUGGCAAAAUACUCUAACCUUUCCUUGGAGAUUCAUAACAUAUCACUGACUGAACAUUCCAGUGUACCAGUAAAAAAAAAUAUCACUUUAGAGAGGUCUUCUAAUAUAGAACUCACAUGCCAAUUCACAACAUCUGGGGAUUUGAAUGCAGUAAAUGUGACUUGGAAAAAAGAUGAUGAAGUACUUGAGAAUUAUUCCCUCAUCAAUAGGACGGGAAAUAUCCUGUAUACCCAAUACAAGUUCACAAUCACUAAAAGCAACCAAAUGGGAAGUUAUUCUUGUUUCUUUGGAGAGAAAAAGGAACACAGGGGCACAUUUCAUUUCAAAGUCCCUGAAAUUCAAGGAAAACACAAGCCAAUAGUCACUUAUGUGGGGGAUUCUACUAUCUUGGCGUGUAAAUGUCAAGAUUGUUUUCCUUUAAAUUGGACGUGGUACAGUAGUAAUGGGAGUGUACAGGUCCCUGUCGACACUCAAAUGAAUAAGUUCUACGUGAUCAGUGGAGCACAUGGUAAUGAAACAAAGCUCAAGAUAACACAACUUUCAGAGGAAGAUCGGGGGUCUUACUGGUGCCAUGCAGUCUUCCAAUUAGGCGAGAGUGAAAAUCUCAUUGAACUUGUCGUGCUGAGCUAUUUGGUGCCCCUUAAACCAUUCCUUGCAAUAGUCGCUGAGGUUAUUCUUUUAGUGGCUGCUAUUCUGCUUUGUGAAAUGUAUACCCAAAAGAAAAAGAAACAACCAGAUGAGGGGAAAGAAUUUGAACAAAUUGAACAGCUGAAAUCAGAUGAUAGCAGUAAUGGUAUAGAAAAUAAUGCCCCCAGGCACAGAAAAAAUUCAGUUACUUCCAAAUGAUACUGCAAAUAAAAGGAAUCUGUGAGCCAAUGAUUGAGAGACAUCAUGUCAAGAGUCACGAGAAGAUACAUCAAGAGUUUAUAUUUCAGCUUCGUUUACGCUUCCUCUUAGAAGAGCACCUGAGUUUUCAUUUCUAAGGGAUGAAAAGGCUCAACAUGCUCAGCAGUAGCUUCAUGAAUAAUAUUGCCAUCUCAGAACUAAAGAUCUGUUUUCAUUCUGUAAUUAUUUUACAUUAAUGCAAGGUACAUUGCAUUAAAUAUGUUUUAUGAGCUAUAACACAGGAUAGGUAAUUUAAUGCUGGUCCUCAAGGGAUGCACGGAACAGACACCAGCAAAACCAGUUAAUAGUUCAUAGAGCAAAUGUCACUCAAGGCCUGAUUAUAACCAAAGACAUCAUUCAAGAGAAAGCCUUGGCAAUUUGUCUUGGAAAAAAAAAAAAAAUUCCCCCAAAUGUAUGCUUACUA
Molecule: messenger RNA, 1539 nt
Organism: Loxodonta africana (African savanna elephant)
Lineage: Eukaryota; Metazoa; Chordata; Mammalia; Proboscidea; Elephantidae
Gene: EMB
Product: embigin
Exons: 9
Coding region: 81-1076 (331 amino acids)
Biological process (GO): homophilic cell-cell adhesion; axon guidance; dendrite self-avoidance
Cellular component (GO): plasma membrane; axon
Molecular function (GO): cell-cell adhesion mediator activity
Source: RefSeq, a predicted model, not a curated record